Mytilinidion resinicola is the source of this 300-nucleotide messenger RNA. RefSeq lists its product as uncharacterized. The transcript has a single exon. The record is from RefSeq and is a predicted model, not a curated record. NCBI's taxonomy places the organism in Eukaryota, Fungi, Ascomycota, Dothideomycetes, Mytilinidiales, Mytilinidiaceae. The coding region runs from base 1 to 300 and encodes 99 amino acids.
AUGACGAAGGCUAGCAAAGCUACUAAGAAAAAGCAUCAGCUAGAUGCUGAGGGCGAGAAGAAGCGCGCUGCAGAUGAGGCUCAUUAUGCACGUGAGUUCAACAAGCAGCUCAAAGAGAAGAGCAAAUUGAUGCAGCAGAAGCAGAAGGCUAAGACGGUUGUAUUCACUAUUCCUGAGGAGCCUUCUGCUGAGCAGGAGUGCGAGGGGGAGGAUGGGGUUGUGAAGGCGACCUCUGGCCGGCCUCAGCGAAUGCGCAACCCCCCCAAAUGGCACGACGACUCCGUGGUGGUUAUAGAAUGA